Molecule: messenger RNA, 2367 nt
Organism: Microstroma glucosiphilum
Lineage: Eukaryota; Fungi; Basidiomycota; Exobasidiomycetes; Microstromatales; Microstromataceae
Exons: 1
Coding region: 200-2275 (691 amino acids)
Source: RefSeq, a predicted model, not a curated record
AUUGUCUUUAGGGAUUAGCAAUGGCCUCUUCAUCACCCGAGAGAACAUUCCACCGCUUGUACACAUCCGACUCUAGCCGUUACCAAGCAACGCAAGCUUGGCGCUCAGUGGGAAUGAACGAAAUCCAACAGCUCCCGGAGGAAUGAAGCGUUUCUACUGACCAGGUUCGGGGAGAAGGAGAAUGCCAUCGGCGUGAAGCAUGAGAUCCAACCGCACAAACAACUCACCUAUUCGAAAGCUACAAAAGACCUCGACAUUGGGGAGGGGAAAAAGCCCCUACACACACGAACACGCCUCCUCCUCCCUUCCCCUUUUCAAGAUGUCUCCACUUUCACUCUGGCGCUUCGUUACCGCCGCAAUUGCGCUCCUGGUGGUCCUCGCCGCUGUCGCCGAUGCUGAUCUCAUUGAAGCUCGGGGUACCAAGAGUCUCUCAUCGGCCAAGACAUCAUCUGCCAAGGCAGCCGUCAAGACAAGUACAACCAAGCACAAAUCGUUCAAGAGUUCGUCAAUCAAGGCAAAGUCUGUCAAGGCAAAGUCCACCUCGAAGGCAGCCAAAUCUUCCUCGAAGGCAGCCAAGUCAUCCUCGAAGGCCUCGUCAAAGGUUGCCAAGUCGACCAAGAAGGCCACCAGUGCCACGGCGAAGACUAAGCUCAGCUCAGCACCCACCGAUGCCGCAAAGGUGGUUUCUACUGCGCAUUCGGACAUCUUCUGCGCCAGCUUUGUCAAGCAGUGUUUCGAUUCUGCUCUCAGCGGUCAGACAGGAAACGUAGCAGUCGUGCACUCUUGCCAACGGCAUGGCAAGAAAAAUUCGCAGUCCUACUCGUACUCUUGCAAGCGGGACAAGAAGGACCUGACAAAGCAUGUCUUGAACGCCCUCGCCGGUGAUUAUACGGUCUACACUACCAUGGGAAGCACAGUGGUGGUCACCGGUACAACCACUGUCCUCCAGACUGACUACUCUACCAGCACCUCGACGUCUCAAAGCACGGAAGCCACCGAGACAUCGACCAGCACUGCGGCAACAACGACCUCCGUCGACGUGACCGAAGUAUCCCCUGCUGCCACCUCAACCCUCACCACUGUCAUUCCUGUCACCGUCACCUCUGCAUCUGAGGCGACGUCAACCGUGACGAGCUUCUCAACCCGCACAAUCACGACGCGAGUCUACCUCGACCAAGACGAGGUUCCCACGUAUGAGGUCGUCGUGGCUGACAACGCUCCAACUCGAAGACGGCGAGCGGUCACUGGCUUCUGUUCGACAUUCGCAACAGCUUGCACCACGGAAUGCGCCAAAGAUGAUUCCAAGGUACGACACUCUGUGUGCAAUGCAAACAAGGCCCCUCGCUACACCCUGGCCUGUGUCUGCAAGAAUGGCAAGCAAGAGACGCAGCAUGCUCUAGCAGCUGUAAUAGAGGAGAAUAACAUUGUCAGCGUCACCACCCUAGCAACCUCGACGUCGUACAUCACCGCAACUCAGACGACCACGCUCCCUACGGCCGUUGUCAGCGUUGAGGCUGUUACUUUCACGACUACGACGCCCGUGACAAGCACCUUCACCACCAUGUCCACCUCUACCGUCGCCACGACGCUGACCGAGUAUACUGGUCUAAGUGUGACAGUGGAUACCACCAUUUCUACCUCAACGGUCACAACGACACAGCCAGCCACCACGACUGUAUACGCGGCGACGACCACCAAUAUUGUGCUGGCAGCUACUGGAUAUGCGCGAGGCUUCUCCACCGAUGAUGGCACUGAUCUAGGCCUCUUGAGCCAGGACAGCGAGGGUGAAGGUCAGCUUCAGCUCACCUCAUUCGAUCAAGACGCCACAAGCAUUCUCUUCAUGGCCGUCAGAGACUCCGCCACGGGGCUCUACCAGCUCGCUCAGUACGGACAGCCUGACCAAGUCGUCUACAGCAUGUUCUCCGACAGUGGGGCUGACUACGAAGCCGGAUCUUCCGCUUUCUCGUGGAUGUACACUGGUGCUUCCUCGAAUUGUGGGUCAUCUGGAAGCGCUGCAGGCCCUCCUGCAGGUGACUCUGAUUGCGAGACGUUCGUCUUUGCGCCUCUAGCUCUUGAUGACACUCCGGGCAGCGAUACGAACACGGUCAAUUUAGAAAGUACGUGGAUCAACACCGAUGGAAGCCAGUACACCGGCAGCUGGGUCUACGACGAACACACCGGUCAAGUCUACCAGGUGGCAGAUCCAGCUGCUUUCAACUACGACUAUGAAGAGGACUCGACUGUUUUCAACCUGCGCUUCCCCUACACAUCCUGAUAGGAUACCCGUGGCACAUAUUGUGACGAGUCAGCUCACACGCUUCUUGAAUUUCUCCUUCUGGACUCGUUCCUGUGUCAUUCGUUUUCGCU